Drosophila takahashii is the source of this 496-nucleotide messenger RNA. RefSeq names its product succinate dehydrogenase assembly factor 2-A, mitochondrial. Gene Ontology annotation, cellular component: mitochondrion. The record is from RefSeq and is a predicted model, not a curated record. Lineage: Eukaryota; Metazoa; Arthropoda; Insecta; Diptera; Drosophilidae. Gene Ontology annotation, biological process: protein-FAD linkage; mitochondrial respiratory chain complex II assembly; tricarboxylic acid cycle.
AUGACGUUGGAUAUUUCGAGCUGGAUAUUUCUGCCGUGGAGACGCUGUGCGUCAAACAUCAAGGAUGCUCCUCAGCCGCCGCUGGCCAGCACCUUUGGCGAUGUGAUUGUCGACUACGAGGACCCGGACUAUCUUCCAUUGCCCGAAUAUCCUGUGCGUCCCAAUGAGCCGUUGGACAUUCGAAAGCAGCGACUUUUGUAUCAAUCCCGUAAGCGGGGAAUGCUGGAAAACGAUCUUUUGCUCAGCACCUUUGCGGCCAAACACCUUCAGAAAUUCAGCGCCGAGCAGACGGCUCAGUACGAUCAGUUAAUCAACGGAGUCAGCAAUGAUUGGGAUAUCUACUACUGGGCCACCGAUGUGAAGCCCACACCCAAAGAAUACGAUACUGAGAUCAUGAUGCUCUUGAAGGAGCACGUGAAGAAUGCCGAAAGGGUAACUCGUCUCCGCCAGCCGGAUCUGAACACUUAGUCUCUUCUGAUGUUAUCAAUAUGUUUAU